Bactrocera dorsalis (oriental fruit fly) is the source of this 1986-nucleotide messenger RNA. RefSeq lists its product as uncharacterized. The record is from RefSeq and is a predicted model, not a curated record. NCBI's taxonomy places the organism in Eukaryota, Metazoa, Arthropoda, Insecta, Diptera, Tephritidae. Gene Ontology annotation, molecular function: zinc ion binding; nucleic acid binding. The transcript has a single exon. The coding region runs from base 1 to 1986 and encodes 661 amino acids.
AUGGAUAGGCAACAGAUUUUUUUACUGACAGUGAACGGGUUAAAGGAAAAAUUGUUGGCACUGGGUUUAUCGACAAAUGGCCGUAAAGCCACGUUACAGGACAGACUUUGUGAGCAUUUUGGACUGACUGUAGAUGCUGAAGAGGACAGCUCGGACAGUGAAACAAGCUCAGUGCAAAACAACAUGUUACCGGCGAUGGGGUCCGGGUCUCCAGUCUUCACCCUACGCGAUCUUGAGGAAUCUCUUACAACUUUUAGUGGUACGGGGCAACACGCAGUCGAGGAGUGGCUCGAUGAGUUUGAAUCAAACGCCAUGGCAGUUCGUUGGGGAGAUUUACAAAAGUUUAUAUACGGGAAACAAUUAUUGAAAGGUGCCGCGAAAAUUUUCGUUCGCAGUCAACGGGACAUAACUAGUUGGAGUGCACUUAAACAAUGUUUGCAAAAAGAAUUCGGAGUAGUAACAUCGUCAAUCGAAGUGCAUCGGGCACUUAAGAAUCGGCGAAAGCGCCCAAACGAAGAUUAUCGCGAGUAUCUUUAUAGCCUUAUGGACUUAGGUAGGCCAAUAAAGCUAGACGAAAGAAGUCUCAUCGAAUAUUUUGUAGAGGGAAUCCCAGAUUCCAGACCAAACAAAGCUAACUUGUAUCAGGCUAGUUCGAUAGAAGAAUUAAAAGCUCAGAUCCUUGUUUAUGAAAAAGUUCGCUCGGGGCGUCAACCCAAUGUGAGUACAUUUCAAAACAAGCGUGAAGACAAUAAUUCUGUGACUAAAGAUCAGGGACCCAGUAGGAAAAUUUGUUAUAGGUGUGGAGAAGCGGGUCAUUUGGCGAAUACCUGCAAACAGCAACGACUAUCAAAGUGUUUUGGGUGUAAUCAGCCAGGGCAUCGUAUUGCAGACUGCCCAAAGAAGAGAACGGAGGUAAAAAGCGAGGGGACAAGGGUAAAUACGCUUGAAAUGAUGCGUAUGGCGUCCCUUGGCAGCGUAGUUUACAAAGAAUUAAUUAUUAACGGGUUUACGUUGUCAGCAUUGCUGGACACUGGUUGCGAUCUGUGCCUCAUGCGUUACGAUGUGUUGAUGAAAUUAGGAAGGAUUGAUUUGUCCAAUGAUAUAAAUCACCUUCGUGGAAUAGGAAACAGUAUACUUACAACUAUUGGCAGUUUCAUAAUCAAAGUUAGCGUAGAUGGAGUCAAAGUGGAUAUCAAUUUCCAUGUUGUGCGUGAACGCGACCUUAUUUACGAGGCAAUAAUCGGGAAUAGUGUAUUGAAACAGGUUGACUUGGUUAUAAAGGAAGGCGAGGUAGAAUUUAAAGCAAAGGUGAAGGAAACGAAUGUUCAAAACCCCAUGGUAGAGAAAAAUGAAGGUAAAAUAGAAGUUCUUAAUGAGUUCGAAGAUAUGUGUAUGGCCGCGGAAGUAAUGUCAGGGAAAACUUUACAGGUAGAUUUGUCGCAUCUCAGAGGAGAACAAGAAAAGGCAAUAGAAGCCAUUGUUUGUGAUUACUCGCCUAGUAAGCAGCAUGAUUCCCCGGUUUCUAUGAAAAUUUGUUUGACGGAUGAUACUCCGGUAUUCCAAGGGCCAAGACGAAUGUCGUACUCCGAUAAGUGCAUUGUCGAUAAACAGAUUGCAGAAUGGAUGGAGUAUGCAUCGCCGAUCGUAUUGGUGGGAAAAAAAGACGGAACCAAACGUCUGUGUUGCGACUACCGACGUUUGAACGAGAAAAUCAUGAGGGAUAAUUUUCCAAUGCCACUCAUAGAUGACGUUAUAGAGAGAUUACAAGGCGCAAAAGUAUUUACAACGUUAGAUUUACGGAAUGGGUUUUUCCAUGUGCCGAUAGAAGCAGGUUCGCGGAAAUAUACGUCAUUUGUGACCCAUCAAGGUCAAUACGAAUUCAUUUACGUUCCUUACUUCCAAUUCCCCAGCAGUGUUCACUCGAUACAUUUUCGCAGUGUUUCGAGACUUAGUGAAGGAUGGCAUCGUGGUAACUUACAUGGAUGA